AUGUCCACUGUGCCACCGGUGCCUCAGUGGGUGCACGGUUUGACGAAAAUGAGUCAAAACGACUUUCAGUCAAUUUGUAAGUUGGCCCUGCCUCACGCAGUGGCGAGUGAGGGCAAGCCGACGUCUGAGGUGGUUGAUAAGUUGGGCUUUUUGAAAUCUCCAGUGAUGAAGAGAGAAGGCAACGUUAUAUCGCCGCCCAAGACGCUGGGUCGGUUCGUGCACUUCCUGCGCUGCUCCCUCUGCGGCCUCGAGUCGAUCAACAAGACGCGCUUCGACAGCCACCUACCCUGCAGCCAGAUGGGCAAUGCCGAACACCGUUACUAUCUGCACACCUGCUCCUCCUGCUUUGCUUGCUCUACCUCUCAAAGCCUCAUGGACGAACACAUUGACCUCUUCCACAAGGGGACUCAGCUCGAUAAGGGUAAUAUCAUUCAUUUUAUUAACGUCUUCACCUCCCGCGCCAACGACUACGAAGUGUAA
Messenger RNA from Echinococcus granulosus, 480 nucleotides. RefSeq lists its product as hypothetical. NCBI's taxonomy places the organism in Eukaryota, Metazoa, Platyhelminthes, Cestoda, Cyclophyllidea, Taeniidae. The coding region runs from base 1 to 480 and encodes 159 amino acids. The record is from RefSeq and is a predicted model, not a curated record. The transcript is spliced from 2 exons.